Molecule: messenger RNA, 806 nt
Organism: Drosophila arizonae
Lineage: Eukaryota; Metazoa; Arthropoda; Insecta; Diptera; Drosophilidae
Product: protein lifeguard 1
Cellular component (GO): membrane
Source: RefSeq, a predicted model, not a curated record
AUACACAAUACAAUAAAACAAAUUACAAGAUACACGAAUCCACAACAAAAUCACGAAAGGAACCGAAAUGGAGGCUUUCCGGCGCACUCAGUAUAGGGAGGAGGAUGACCUUACGGAAGGAACAGACUGGACAGAUGGUAGGACACGGCGUCAUUUCAUCAGUAAAGUCCUCGUGAUCAUUGGCUUUCAAAUGGCUUUUACAGCUGGAUGUACUGUAGGAGUCCUCUUCUGGCCUCUUGCAAUAAAUAUGUUCCAAAAGGAGAAGUAUUUGAUGUAUAUAGGCGCCGGUGGAAUGUUCGUCGGUAGUAGCGUAAUAUUUUGUUGUAGACGACUAUCUCGAAAAGUGCCCAUCAAUUAUUUUCUACUAUUUGUUUAUACUAUCUUCACUACGAUGAUGGUCUGCUCUACUACCGUUUACUAUCAAACAAAUUUGAUUUUAUACGCAUUUGGAACGACCGUACUACUUUGUAUUUGCCUCACUAUAUUCGCAAUGUGCUUCCCAUGCGACUUUACUGGAUAUGGUCCAUUUCUAUGUGUGACGGGGUUUGCAACAUUUGCUGUUGGAAUCCUUGCUUUCGUAAUGAAAGACCCCCUAGUGCAAAUGAUUUAUUUGGGCAUAAGCCUUAUUCUAUUUUCUUUAUACUUGGUGUAUGAUAUACAGUUAAUGGUCGGACGUCAUAAAAAUCAGUAUUGUGAGGAGGAUUAUAUCAUUGCCGCACUCAGCAUUUACUCUGAUAUCAUCCGAAUGUUCAUAACUCUAUUACAACUAAUUGCCCGUAUUAGAUCAAACAAUUAAAUCAAAUCUA